AUGAUAUAUUAUACAGCGAUAACAUUCGUCAUCGCCGGUCGCUGUACCACCUGGCACUUACUUGCCUUGAUGGUUGAAGCGGGAUUGAGCAUACCACUUGACGAUGGUACGGUGCAUGCUGCGUAUAAGUACCCUGGGUCGGACUACCUAGGCAAAAAAGCAAUGCUGAUCUAG
Molecule: messenger RNA, 174 nt
Organism: Nannizzia gypsea CBS 118893
Lineage: Eukaryota; Fungi; Ascomycota; Eurotiomycetes; Onygenales; Arthrodermataceae
Exons: 2
Coding region: 1-174 (57 amino acids)
Source: RefSeq, a predicted model, not a curated record